This is a messenger RNA of Pieris macdunnoughi, 906 nucleotides long. Lineage: Eukaryota; Metazoa; Arthropoda; Insecta; Lepidoptera; Pieridae. The record is from the annotation of a GenBank genome assembly.
AUGGAUUAUUGCUGUUCCCAAUGCUCCUUCUCAUCACAGUUUCAGAGCGCCCUUCUCAUGCAUAAACAAUUACACCAUAGUGCUGUAAAUCCUAUUAAGUCGAUGCCAGGUGUGAAUGGAAAAUCAUCUUUUACAAAUAUUAAGGGUAUAAAAUUGCCCAGUAGAACGAUGUCAGCUACGAAGUUGUUUGAGAAGUUGCGCACGCGACUGUGUCGAAGUAAAACUCUUUUUUCGCAUCCCGAAGAAAAUGUGUUGGGUGAUUUCGAUUUCCCUCAAAGUGAAUGUACUUCGAAAGCUUUAAAGGAGAGCUUUAGCAAUGAAGCCAAGGAUGUGUUUUCGUGUCACUUGUGUUCAUUUAAUGCGGAUAGAAUAACAGUACUCGAUCGCCAUCUUUUGAACGACCAUAAAAUUGGUUUGGACAAUCUUCUAAAACUGGUCAUGGCUAAAACUAAAAAUGGUUUGGAAGAUGAUAAGCAGUUAGAAAACGGGACGCGUCAGCCAUAUUAUCAAUUGACAGAAAAUGAGUAUGUAAUCGAAACUGUCACGCCAAAGAUUAAGAUACUAAAGCACGUUGCUGUCAACACAGACUUGACAUUGAUAGAUGUUGAGAUGACGGUCGACAAAAUGGACGACGUAUGCGAGAAGGAUGUGUUUUCGAAAAUGAAGAGUCUUAAUGAAUAUAUGUGCAAGUUUGUUGAUUCGUCCAACACGUUGAAGAGGGUUUUGACCAAGGAGAUGGAUCAGAAAAGAUCGAAUCGCUCCACUGUUGAUCCACUGGAAUUGGGGGAUCGAGAUUCACCUCAUGGUUGGGAAAAGGCUUGCAGCGAAACGAUUGGAAGGAAUAGGAGAAAUCGUGAUUCAAGAAGCGACAAAUUGAAACUCUCUUCAGACAGUUUUUAUUUUUAA